Molecule: messenger RNA, 2916 nt
Organism: Orussus abietinus
Lineage: Eukaryota; Metazoa; Arthropoda; Insecta; Hymenoptera; Orussidae
Exons: 1
Coding region: 160-1443 (427 amino acids)
Cellular component (GO): extrinsic component of mitochondrial inner membrane
Source: RefSeq, a predicted model, not a curated record
CAAAUAUUGUUGGUGUAUGUUCUUCUCGUUCAUCUACAUCCUACAAGAGAGUUUCUAAUUGGAAUGAGAGGCUGUGGAAUUUACAAUUUUAAAUGUCAAAGUACAUACAAGCAAUUGAAAGCCGUAUAUAAACGAAUAAUUGCAAGUUAAAUAAAAUUAAUGAACUUAACAAAGAUGUGUGACGACGCUCACAACUUGUUCUUUUACGCUAAUGUAUGUCAUGUGUGUAAAGCAUUUAGCAAAGAAUUGCCACUGAAAAGAUGUGGCAAUUGUAGGAUGAUAGCCUAUUGUGGCGAAGAUCAUCAAAGACAACAUUGGCCGCAACACAAGGAAUUAUGUAACGUCUUACUGCAGAUGUUACAAGAAUCUGGAAUAUCCUGUUUACUUAAGAAAAAUCAAGCUCAAAAUGCAAAGGAAUGGUCACAGAUCAAGACAAAUCUCAUGUUACUAGUGAGCAUUAAAAUCAAUCGUCGGCUGUUACCAUAUGAAGAACAAAUGUUUAAAUUUCCUAGAUCAUGCGUUAUCUGUCAUGAAAGCGAAUCAAAAAUCCUAAAAGAUUGUCAAGAUUGUCCCAGUGGAAGUUACUGUGCAGCGCAUAGAUACAACACUGUGCAUUCGAAGCAAUGUACUUCUUUGAAAUUAUGCUUCGAUUUAGAUAUUGCUACAGCAUUGUUCACACGAGAAACUCCAAGACACGUAGUGCCAUUUCAUACCGAAGUAGCAUAUCUUCCUAAUACUAUGAAAGACUUCAUAGAUUUAUAUGUUAAUGAGAAUAAGUCUCUGCCAAUGUCUCCUGAAUGUCGAACAGCUUAUAUCUCGGAGUACCUUACACGACCAUUAAGUCUAUUAUAUGCAAUGGAAAGAUUGGAAUUUUCAGCUAAAGCAGAAAUUACUAUACACGUUAUUGGUGCAAAUAUGAUAGAAGUUGACGGACUGGAAGUUUGGGAAAUCUUGUUACAUUGGUUGCCGUCAUUGAUGGUAUUAACAAUUGUACUUAUUGGUCCAGAGCUUAUAUGGGAUAGUGUGACACCUAACGUAUGCGAUUGUUGUGCAGUGGAAGACAUGAAAAUUCACGUUGAAAGUUGCAACAUGCUUUAUGAAGACUAUGUUUCCAGUCAGUGGUUUGAAAAACCUGACUUUAUUAUUGGUUAUAACACAGGCAUACACGAAUGUGAAGAUUUCACUUCGUCAAAGGAUACUUGGGUGGCUUCUUUAAGAUUACUAGCUGAACAAAAUUGUCCUGUUGUAUUAACAUCAUACACAUUAGAUGAAUCACAUAAAGAACAUGAAAGAUUACAAGCCGUUUUAGGAGAAAGUAUAGUGCAUACAUUGUGCCAGUUUAAUCCUUUUAGUAGUUUAAGACCUUACAGAGACUAUGAAACAGAAGGCGUGUAUUAUCAAAAUCAGUUUAUUACAAUUUACAAAAAACUAAAAGAAUCGUAAAAAUGUCUCAAAGCUAACAAACGAUUAGAAUGAAAUUGUGCAUUAUAUGUAAUCAAACAAGGCAUUUGCCUUUCUUUCUAAUAAUAUUGAUUGUAAAUUUUUUACAAUAGAUUUUCUGGAUAAAAUUCCUACUUGCUCAUUCAAUAUAAAUAACAUUUUUACUACUAGUUUAUAGGAGCCAUUCGUAAGCUACACUACAUGCAACAAAUAGUACUUUGAAUUACAUAUUCAAUUUUUUUAAAAUAUUUUACAUAUAACGUCAGAAUCUCUAUCAAUGUUUAUACUCUACUAAUCAGUAUUGUAAGUUAAACACUACAUGUUAGUGCUAUGAUGAAAUGUACACAUAAGAGUGUAUUCAUUUCAUUAUGACUUUGCCAAAAUUAAAGAUAUAAAACAAUUUACGGUAUACAGUUUAAUAGGUGUUCGAUGUAGAAGAGUAAAAAGAAGAAUGGGUGGUAUGUUUUUCUCUUGUUGUAUACCUUCAAAUUAUCAUCAAAUUCCAAAAUUAUAGAAGAUGUAACCGUUUCAGUAUUAUAAAUGUAACGCCAAGGUAAAUUUAUACAAUAUAGCAAUUUACAAUUCCUAUACAUUGCUGUGUUAUAACUUUAGACACAAUCAGUAUGCAGACUAAUAGUGCCUUGUAAAUGCAAAAAUGCAUACCAUUUUAAUUAUCAACGGAAGUACAAUUAAGCCAAUAUCAACAUAUACAUUUUUUGUAAUACUAAUUCAGAUUUGUGCAAAUACUCAAGCGUAUAUCAGGUUAAUAUUUAUUGUGAGUAGAAUAUCACUCUAUUUGGAAAAAAUUAAAUUAUGGAUUUAUCUGUAAGUUAGAUAAGAAAGUUAUUCUCUGUUGUUACUUAAAGUAUUGUGUAUAUAAUGCUAAUUACAUUAUAUUUUAAUCUAGAUUGAUAAGUUACGUACACAAAGCUGACCAGCUUUCAAUCAUAUCAAGUUACAUAAAACUGUACACAAUGUGUACAUGUUUUAUACUUCUGUCUACCAAUGUUAAUACAAUUUUGCUAUAAAGAUAUGCAUUUCUAAGUACAACAAACAUUUUGAAAAAUAUUCAAAAUUUUGAGAUCACUUUAUUAUAAGAAUAAAACAGUAUUUCUCAUGGAUGCCAAUCCUAUUUGCAACAAUAUGCUGUGAUAGAUAAUGUCACUUCUGAUAUCAUUAAGGAUAUAAGUUAUGAUAAAUGUUAUAUUAUUAUACCAUUUAAAAAUGUGUUUGAAUAUUAAGCACUUAGUUUUAAAUAUUACUUAAAUAGUUACAUUAUUUCGAUUAUUAAAAUGCAUAAUCCGAAAGUUACUUAGAAGUAUUGUUAAAUGUCGAUGACAAACUUUUUACACAUUGUUCAGCAAACUGAUUUUUUUAACGAUAUAAGCUUUUAAUUUCACUCCCAAAGAUAAUAUUAACAAUUACUAUAAAUGUUUGUUUUGUAUAUGUGGAUAAUAAAUUAAUUAAUUAUUGUAA